Messenger RNA from Didymella exigua CBS 183.55, 1663 nucleotides. RefSeq lists its product as uncharacterized. Lineage: Eukaryota; Fungi; Ascomycota; Dothideomycetes; Pleosporales; Didymellaceae. The coding region runs from base 331 to 1602 and encodes 423 amino acids. The transcript is spliced from 2 exons. Gene Ontology annotation, cellular component: spliceosomal complex. The record is from RefSeq and is a predicted model, not a curated record. Gene Ontology annotation, biological process: mRNA splicing, via spliceosome.
UGCAAUACCUGUACUAUACUUUGGACGUGGGCAUGGCAGCAUGGCGGGGGUUAUAAGAGUGCACGUCUAUCCAUAUCUCGACAUUGUCAUGCCUGAAGACUAGAUUCCAAAACUCGUCGUCGCAAUUGAAUAGCCCCACACGUGAUGGCUAGCCUGCCUGGACCCUGCCAAGCAUCGAUGUCAUGGCCUGAGAUGUUGCGACGAACUUUCUUUAUCAAAACAACGCCAAAACUCGCAGUUCGCUGAUUCCUCACACCGCGCAAGCCAGCCCUCCCACCGAUAUAUCCUGGCACUUCAAAUCCACCAAAUCGCCGAGCGAUAUCCUCCGCCAUGGCCGCGGGCGGCUUCAAAAUGUCGCUGGGCGGCCUGAAGACGAAGCCGGGCCUCAAGGGUGCCGGUCUGAAAGGCGGCCUGAAGGACCCUGCGAAGCCCAAGAAAGCACUCCUCGGCGACGACGAGCCAGAAGACACCAACAAAGUGCAGGAAAUCGCCGCCUUCGAUGCGGCACAAGGCGGCGCAAUCGACGUCAACGGGCCCCCGGAGAAAAACGGCCCGCUCGUUAUUCCCUCGCUGCCGAACCGCAACUGGCGCGAGGAGGCGCGAAAGCGGCAGCUGCAGAAAGCGCCGCACACGAAGCAGAGCGGCGAGGACGUGGUCAUGGAGGAGCCGGAGAAGGAAGUUGUGUUUGGGCUGACUGUUCCUGCAAAAGCCGAAGCGCAAGACAGCGGCGCCGCAGAGGCAGAGACAAUGGACGUCGACGCCCGGGGGCAAGAUGGAGAGGCGCUGACGGACGCGCAACGCCUCGAGAAGGCCGCGCUCGAGCACCUGCUCAACGGCAAGAGCACCGACACGCAGCGCGUCGUGCCUGCCAUCACCGACGAGCAGGCGCUCGCAAACGACCUGCAAGACGCGCCGUCGGAGCCGGACCUCGACGCCUACGAAGCGACGCCGAUCGAAGGCUUCGGCCUCGCCAUGCUGCGCGGCAUGGGCUGGAAAGACAGCGACGGCGACUCGCGGACCGGCACGCCCGCCAAAGCACCCAAGGAGGUCAAGCGCCGCCCGGCGCUACUGGGCAUCGGCGCCAAAGAGGAUGCAGCCAAGGACGUCGAGCUGGGCGAGUUCAACAGCAAGGCGCGACCGAAGAAGGGCCAGAAGGACGCACCCGCGGGAUACCACCCGGUGACGCUGCGCAACAAGAAAACGGGCGAGGUCAUCACCGAGGAGGCGUUGAAGCGCAAGCUGGAGAGUCAGGACAGUGUGCCGGACGAGGCGCGCCGGCACGACGACGGCGACGAACCUGAUCGGAAGCGUCGCAGAAGGGAGGCUGGUGACCGAGAGCGCGACACACGCCGAGACUACGACAGCGAUAGGCGGCGAGGCGACCACGACAGCGACAGGCGGCGCGAGAAACGCCGCGACCGCAGCAGAAGCCCGCGCUCCCCCGCGCCCCGCCAUCGCCACCGCAGCCAAGACGCAAAGGACCGGCGCAGUCGACGGGACCGGAGUCGAAGUCGGAGUCGAGACGGCGAGAGACGGCGACGACGACAGCGAGCGACGGAGACGGGACAAAGAUCGUACGAGGGAGAGGCGGUAGAUAGCUAGCUAGCGAUAGCACCAUCUACGACUAUUUCGAUGUUGUGUCGUCUAUUCGCUCGUUCAUUCA